AUUCAUCCCAAUGCAACCACUCACCUCUCACUUUGCACUCAGUACUUCCUCCUCCUCCUCUCUCCCUCUCUCUGCCUCUCUCUCACCUUAGUUUCUCUCUCUAAACACGUAAACAAUGGCUUUUACUCUUUCUCACUCCACCAUUGCUCUUCUGUUCUUUGUCCUCAAUAUAUGUCUUCAAGGUACUUUUGGUGACAAUGGAGGUGGAUGGGAAGGUGGCCAUGCCACAUUUUAUGGUGGUGGUGAUGCCUCUGGUACAAUGGGAGGUGCUUGUGGAUAUGGAAACUUGUAUAGUCAAGGGUACGGAACCAACACUGCAGCACUGAGCACAGCUCUCUUCAACGAUGGCUUGAGCUGCGGGUCUUGUUAUGAGAUGAAAUGUGAUAGUGACCCCAAAUGGUGCCUCCCCGGCAGCAUCAUUGUCACCGCCACCAACUUCUGCCCUCCUAACUUUGCUCAGUCCAACGACAAUGGUGGUUGGUGCAACCCUCCUCUCCAGCACUUCGAUUUGGCUGAGCCUGCUUUCGAGAAAAUCGCUCAGUACCGAGCUGGAAUUGUCCCCGUCUCCUUCAGAAGGGUUUCAUGUGUGAAGAAGGGAGGAGUAAGAUUCACAAUCAACGGCCACUCAUACUUCAACUUGGUUUUGAUCACAAACGUGGGAGGAGCAGGAGAUGUGCACUCAGUGUCGAUCAAGGGCUCCAACACAGGGUGGCAAUCCAUGUCAAGGAACUGGGGCCAGAACUGGCAGAGCAACUCUUACCUCAACGGCCAGAGCCUCUCCUUCCAAGUCACCACCAGCGACGGCAGAACUCUCACCGCCAACAAUGUUGCGCCGGGCAACUGGCAGUUUGGCCAGACAUAUGAGGGCAGUCAAUUCUGAGACUCCUCCGGCAGUAAAACGGUCAAAAAGUCUGGUGAACGGUGAAGGGUACAACCUUGUACGUGGAUGGGAAGAGGAUAGUUGAGGGUUUUUUUUUUUUUUUUUUUUUUUUUUAGGAGGCAACUGAUUGCUGAGGUGGCUAAUUGGCACCCGCUAGGCCUAUCUAUAAUAUAAUAUAAUAUAUAUAUAUAUAUAUAUAUACAGUGAGGAGAUUGUGUCCGUUCGAUUUGAUGAUGAUGCAUUUUGUACCGUUGGAUGUGGUAUGCAGAUUUUAUUACUCAUACCCCGAGUAGGUACUGAACCCAGAUGGAGCAAAUUUGUACUUUCACCUUUAUUAUAUAUACUUAGGUUGGUGGAUUCUUCAUGUGACUUGUAUAAUGAAUUGAGAUAAUUUUUAGAUUUCUA
Molecule: messenger RNA, 1285 nt
Organism: Malus domestica (apple)
Lineage: Eukaryota; Viridiplantae; Streptophyta; Magnoliopsida; Rosales; Rosaceae
Product: expansin-A8
Biological process (GO): plant-type cell wall organization
Cellular component (GO): extracellular region
Source: RefSeq, a predicted model, not a curated record